ACGGGCACACUGAACCAAACGAAAAUAAUUUGUUAAAAAAAUCAACAAAUUGUAUUGUUAAAUGGCCGUGCGAACACGAACACACCAAGAUCCGCCGCAGCGCUCGAUUCCAAAGCAGAUCCUCGUGGCAGUCGGGAGUUAGUAACACCGCAGAGCGUCCAGAUCGAGGGGUAUACACCAUCCGUGUCCGAGAUACCAUCCCGCGAGAGAUCGGAGCGCACAGAGGAGGAGAUCCCGGGCAGAUCCAGAGUUACGUGAUUCCGGGCGACGCGGAUUCUGGCUGGGAUUGCCACUGGCCGCGGUCCAUUGCUACUGGCGGAACGGAUCCCCAUCGAUGCCACGAUGAAUGUGCGAAAGCGGCCACGUCUGGAAAUGGAACUCGGUUCCACCACCACCACCACUACCACCACAUCCUCCUCCGGAGCCAGCAGCAAUCCCAAUCCCCCUGCUGGCAACAGCCUCAUGACCAACAUCAUCAGCGGUCCUCACACGGCCGAUUUGUCGGAGGCCCUGGUCAGCAGUUCGUUUGCCAACGGUCAUCAGAGCCUCAUCCUCACCAGCGCCACGGGAAAUGCCCUCAUGGGCAGCCAGGGUGCCCAGAUAUUCCUCACCAUUUGCGGCGACGAGAACUCGGAUGACUCGCAGGAGUACUAUGCCAUUAAGCAGGAGCCCGGCUCCGAUCUGGAUGUCCACUCGCUGCUGCCCAACAAUCUGCAGCUGCCCACCGGCUGUGAGAUAUAUCUGGUCAAGGACACGACCAGUUUGGUGGGCGAGCCUCCGACCAAGGCGGCCAUCAAAUUGGAGCUGGACACGCUGAGCGAAAAGCCGAGUCGUCCGCCAGUAGCACCCUCCUCGAAACCCCUGGUGGUGACAACCCAAUCUGUGAAUCCUGCUGUUGCUCCCUCGGGGAACACCACCGCCACCAGUGUGCUCUAUGGCUCCCACGGCCAGGCCCGUGCCCAGUCGGAGGCGGCUGGCCAAACGCCCAGCAGCAAACUGGAGGCCUACAAGAAGCGCGAUGAUAAGCGCCGUGCCACGCACAACGAAGUGGAGCGCCGGCGACGCGACAAGAUCAACAGCUGGAUCUUCAAGCUCAAGGAGAUGCUGCCCAGCCUGAGCCCCAGCUCCAGCUUCAGCGAGGCCAGCACGAGUCCCAGCACCAGCGGCAGCACGAGUACCAGCGCCAGCACGACCAGCAGCAGCCACCUGAAGGGGAACCCCAGCAGUGCCAGCGGACGCACGCCGCCCAACGACUCCAAGUCGCAGAUUCUGAUCAAGGCGUGCGAGUACAUCAAGAGCAUGCAGGGAGAGAUUGACACGCUGCGUGACUGUCUGCGGGAGGCGGACGGCCUGCGGGCGAGCAACCAGGCGCUGCGCGAGGAACUGGACCGCCUGAAGCGGCAGCAGCAGCUCCAGGAGCGCUUCCACACGGCCGGCGGCAGGUCGACCUUCAACGUGACCCUCAACUCGCUGAACAGCUCGGUGACCAGCGAUCUCUUCGAGGGCAUCGAUACGACGCCCAACCUGUCCGCCGUCUCAUCGCUGGGAUUCAGCAAGCGCGGCCUGCUCAUCAGCGAUUACGAUGAGUAGGGAGGCGAGCGAACAAAGGCGGCGGAAGAAUAGAAACGAAAAUAUGGGUGGACCGACAUGGUUACGGGUUGCGGGACAAAAAACAAAAGCGGAAAAAAACGGAGGCGGAUGGACAAGCGCUGGCGCCUCCAUAAAAAUAUACGCCCAUCCACCAAAGAAUGACGUGCAACGUACACGCAACGCAACACACGCAGUACAAUAAACGGACAUGACGAGGGAUUUCUUGUUAUCGCCGCUCUGUUAUAUGUUAUAUAAGAAACGCCGAAGGGCAGAGAAGCAUAUUACAUGCACGCAUGUAUGUGCAGUCGAACUUGGGUGACUCAAGCCGAGUUGUUGGCCCAGGCGCUCCGAAAAAGCUGUUCUCAAUUGAGUUUAAUUAACCGGCCACAGCGACACAGCUGCUUCUGUAUGCUGCACACUUGGCAUUGGCAUUACUCCUGCCUGCUCCCUCCACCACAACGAACCCCGAAACAUCGUGAAGGUGGCGAUCUAACGAAUUUGUAAAUGGGAAUACGAUCUCACAUCGUCUCCCAUACCGCUGUCACCUUCGGAUUCUUCACACUUACCUCUGGGUUCUGGGAUAUUAGUUCACAAAGAAUACUGUCGAUAAGAAGCUUUAAGGCAUUUUAUGUUUUUCUAUGUAUUUUUUUUUCUUUAUUACCUUAAACAUUUAUGUGUUUGUUUCGAUUUGCCCAGCGAAUCUGUACCUAAGCCAUGUUCCAAACUAAGUUGUUGUGUACACCUAAGCGUUUCGGCUAUCAGCUUCACUUUCUCCAGGGAUCCGCCUGCGAAGUAAUAUAUUUUUCUCAAAACGUCAAGUAAAUAAAACGCAAAUAAGUGGAAUUCCUGGCCGAAAGUGAGGGAGAGAGCUGAAGCAACAAACAUAGGCGAUUAGUUAACGAAUUGUUGUGCGAGAACGUAGUCAGUCUUAAGUCUGGCGCUUGAGUGGCAAAAGUUCGAUUGUGCGGUUGUCAGGUCUUUUUUUUACGGAAUGCACUCAGAUCCUCAUGCAGUUUGCCAUCGUAUAUACCUAAUUAUUAACUAGAAUACAAAGCUAAACCUAAAGGCGUUAACGAUACCUACCUACUUGCAUAUAUACCUUGAACUAAAUCAUAUACGGAGCAUGUUGUGCUUCACUUUUCGAUUUUAUUGUACUGUUUCUCGCACUAAUUACCUACGAAAUUAUACUAUAUCUAGUUAUACCGAGUAUAUAUUAUAUAUAUAGAGAGAGGAGUGUACAUACGCAGAGCCGUGGGGUGUGCACGUUACAGAUAAACGCUAUUGUUGAUACAGAAUAAUAUUAUAUUUGAGCAUAAACUUGUUGUGAAUGUUAUAUCACUGUUUUCGAUAUACGACGCUGUUUCAGAAGUAUAUUGUGCGGAACAGAGUGUCUUAAGUACGAGAUCGUUUUUACCACUUAGCGAGAACGCCAAAGCCACACACACAACACACACCAGGGGCUCGGGAAUUGCAUUGUUUGACCUGACCCCCGCCGGAGAGCGGGGAUCUCGUGUCACUUGUUGCUAUCUAUACAGUACACUACAAUAAUAUCACAUUUCUGUCAUUUGACAGCUAAUAAUUCUAUUCAAUUUCAAUAAACGAACUCAGUAAUGGUUAACACA
This is a messenger RNA of Drosophila biarmipes, 3212 nucleotides long. RefSeq lists its product as uncharacterized. NCBI's taxonomy places the organism in Eukaryota, Metazoa, Arthropoda, Insecta, Diptera, Drosophilidae. Gene Ontology annotation, molecular function: DNA-binding transcription factor activity, RNA polymerase II-specific; RNA polymerase II cis-regulatory region sequence-specific DNA binding; protein dimerization activity. The transcript has 2 exons. Gene Ontology annotation, biological process: regulation of transcription by RNA polymerase II. The record is from RefSeq and is a predicted model, not a curated record. Bases 343 to 1590 code for a protein of 415 amino acids.